Molecule: messenger RNA, 1565 nt
Organism: Pieris napi
Lineage: Eukaryota; Metazoa; Arthropoda; Insecta; Lepidoptera; Pieridae
Exons: 11
Coding region: 268-1551 (427 amino acids)
Source: RefSeq, a predicted model, not a curated record
AGAAUGUUUAAUAGUAUUUCAUAUAAACGUCCGUAACUAGAAAGGACUAACUAUUUUUGGAAAUAAAUUUUCAAUAAAAUGUACGUGACCUUGCUUUAUAAUCAGCAUUUUCAGAAUGACUAGCAAUGUAUUCUGACGACAAUUUUACAAUAGAUUGAUCGCUUGGACCCUUUGGUUUUGGACGUAUGGAUAGAAGCUGUAGGACCACCUUUGCUCUUCCCUUUGCAAGGUCUAAACCAGGAUGAUGAUACACCUGCUGUAUUGUGGAUGUCAAAAUCAGACCCGCAGCGCGCGUUGCAUGUAUCGAACACAUCAAGAUGUAGUGUAAACAUACAUACGUACCUUAUCAACGAACACGAGUACCCUCAAGAUCAACUACCGUUCCGUCUAUACAUUCGUUUUUACGACGUUCUCCCACGCACAUGUCCUUGUGUCCCUGCAACAGAUUCGGGAUCAUACAUUGAAGAUUCUGAGAAGGAAAGCAGCUCAGUAUAUGUGGAAAUGGAUACGGAGAUCGAAUUGUUCCUCGCCCGGGAUUACGGCACGCAGGACCAUACUUUUUAUACAUUCGAACCAAAAGAAUUUACAAUUGACGAAAACUCCAGCGCUGCUCCGCUUGUGACGCUGUCAAAUGAACCCGACCCACCACCAUCUUGUGGGAUUCUGAUGAGAAUACUACCAAUAGGUAAAACGCGGGGGCCUAACUGGUAUCGCCCGGAGCCUCCACCACUGAUCGUCCGUUUAAUGGCGAUUCCACGGUCCCCAAAAUUAUUAGUUCUUCCCACGAAAUUGCACAUUCAGAUCUGCGCUCUGGAUCUACCAGCGAAUGACAUACUCAGAAUAAGGAAACAUAUACGAGUCAUGAAUACCGGUUCAGGACGUCUUCAAACGUAUGCUGUUACUGAAAAGCCCUGGUUUCUUCGCAUUCCUCAAGAGCAGUGUUUUGCUAAAUGCAUAGGCUCAGGUCUGGGGUCACAUACGCUUGAUUUAGAAUUAUUCCCUGGUAGUUCUACUGAGGUGGCGGUUGAAGUCGCAAUAGUGACAAAAGAUAUGUGGCCGAAACCAGGAGAAGUAUAUGACUCCUAUAAGAACGAUACAGCUGAACUAAAAUUCUUUGAUGAACAGAACAUCUUUUUAAUGUCUAUGCCUUUGCACUUGAACGUAGAAUUUCCGAAGUUACAAGUGGAGCCAAGUAAAAUCGACUUCGGUUACGUAAUGGACGGAGAUUAUAGGAAAACCUACUUCACGCUAAUGCAAACUAGUUCCACUAUAACGAUGGAAGUGGCAAUAGAAAGUCGUGGGGAUAAAGAGUACCGGAUAUGGCCGCCGAGAUUAACUCUUGCGCCUCGCACCCGAGAACGAGUCUACGUGCAAUUUAUUUCAAGAUGGCAGCUAUGGCCCGCAGAAAGCACAGUGCACAUACGUGCGCUCACCACGGCAGGCGUUUGGUGUAUGACUGUUGUGCCGUUACACGCGCAGUCCACGCUCGAUCGCGCAACGCACCUACCCGCACACGACUAUACUGAUGAUUCACGCCUGUCUACGCAUUGACGAAAUAAAUAAUU